This is a messenger RNA of Alternaria burnsii, 4980 nucleotides long. RefSeq names its product glycosyltransferase family 2 protein. The record is from RefSeq and is a predicted model, not a curated record. Gene Ontology annotation, cellular component: cell periphery; cell septum. Gene Ontology annotation, molecular function: chitin synthase activity; protein binding. NCBI's taxonomy places the organism in Eukaryota, Fungi, Ascomycota, Dothideomycetes, Pleosporales, Pleosporaceae. The transcript is spliced from 6 exons. Bases 1 to 4980 code for a protein of 1659 amino acids.
AUGGACGGGUCCACACCGCACAGUGGUUCACACUAUGGACGGCCACCUGCAUAUGACUAUGAUGACGGCUCCCCUCAGCAACUACAAGGAGGAUCAACAAUGCGCUUGUUGACAAACGUGGAUGACAGCCAAAGCUAUAUGCAAAGACCCUCAUUCGAGGACACUUCAAACAUGUCAAGUGCCAACAGCAAUACUGCCGAGUUGGGCGCGCGCAUGACCAUGUCUGAGGUGGGCAAGCAGAAGGCUGCCGAAUCGGACAUUCACGACUUCCUGCGCGAGGCCGGCGAUGCGCUGAGUUCAACGUCCAGCACGGCUGCUGCACCUACGCAGAUGCCACGAAGGAAGAUGCUCAGUUCGGAGAUGGCAAACUACGCGGCGCCCUCCAAAACCGUACGAUCACAAGACCCAGACUUACAAUUACGUGAUCUCCGCAGACCUCCAUCGCCAGUAUCGCGCACAUACCACCCCACAUCAUCCUCAGUAUCCGGCUUAUCACGGACGCCGUCAGUGAUGGACACUGCACCGAACAUGCCACCGCCAGAUGACGAUUAUGUUCCCUACCGGCGGCCGUUAUCACCCGACCGGCCAUACUCACCCACGCGCACAUCAGACGACUACUCGCGGCCACCAGCUUCAGUCAACUCAUACGAGCCACUAGACCUUCAUGGCAGCCCACGGCCGGGCAGUCCGCAGCGACCACUACCUCCAGCGCCCUUGUUCACCAAUGGUGCCAGACCGGGCUCUCGCGGAUCUGAGAACACCAUGGACAUGACCGACAUGACUUCAAUACCAAUUCACGACGACGACGACCCCUUCACCGACAUUGGCGACGACAGACCAGACCUGCGAUCGAGGGACUCCUACAUGAGCGACGAUACAUAUACGGACAUGUACACUGAAAUCGAUGAGAAGGCAGAGCACUACGGGCCAGCUCCAGAUGGCGCACAGGAACGACGUGGAGCGCGAGAUGCAGUAAUGACGAAGAAGGAGGUUCGCCUGAUUAACGGUGAACUUAUUCUCGAGUGCAAGAUCCCGACCAUCCUCCACAGUUUCCUUCCGCGACGAGAUGACAUCGAGUUCACGCAUAUGCGAUAUACGGCUGUCACAUGCGACCCAGAUGACUACAUUGAUCGUGGCUACAAAUUACGCCAAAACAUCGGAAAUCAGCGAGAGACGGAGUUGUUCAUUGCUAUUACCAUGUACAACGAGAACGAGAUCGACUUCACCCGAACAAUGCACGGUGUCAUGCAGAACAUCAGCCAUUUCUGCUCGCGCAUGAAGUCAAGAACUUGGGGAAAGGAUGGAUGGCAAAAGAUCGUUGUGUGCAUUAUCGCAGACGGCCGUGGAAAGGUCCAUCCCCGAACUCUAGAUGCUAUCGCUGCUAUGGGAUGUUUCCAAGAAGGUAUCGCGAAGAACCACGUGAACCAGAAGGAGGUCACAGCUCACGUCUACGAAUACACCACUCAAGUCUCCUUGGAUUCAGAUCUUAAGUUCAAAGGCGCGGAGAAGGGCAUUGUGCCAUGUCAAAUGAUCUUCUGCUUGAAGGAGAAGAACUCGAAGAAGCUGAACUCGCAUCGUUGGUUCUUCAACGCUUUUGGACGGGCGCUUAAUCCAAACGUCUGCAUUCUACUCGACGUGGGAACCAAACCUGGACCCAAAGCCCUGUACCACUUGUGGAAAGCAUUCGACACCGACUCUUCUGUCGCUGGAGCUGCUGGAGAAAUCAAGGCAGGUAAAGGCAAAGCCUGGCUUGGUCUUCUCAACCCGCUCGUCGCGUCGCAGAACUUCGAAUACAAGAUGUCCAACAUCCUCGACAAGCCAUUGGAGUCCGUAUUUGGAUACAUCACUGUCUUGCCAGGUGCGCUUUCAGCAUAUCGUUAUCACGCGCUGCAGAAUGACCACACAGGCCACGGUCCUCUUAGCCAGUACUUCAAGGGAGAAACGCUCCAUGGUCAGGAUGCAGACGUUUUCACGGCAAACAUGUAUCUGGCCGAAGAUCGUAUCCUAUGUUGGGAGCUCGUAGCAAAACGUAGCGAGCAAUGGGUUCUGAAAUACGUCAAAGCGGCGACUGGUGAGACUGAUGUGCCAGAUGCUGUACCCGAGUUCAUCUCUCAACGUCGGCGAUGGCUGAACGGUGCUUUCUUCGCCGCUGUCUACUCAUUGCUCCAUUUCAAGCAAGUGUGGGCAACUGACCAUACCAUCGGGCGGAAGAUCCUCCUCCACAUCGAAUUUGUAUACCAGUUCGUGCAACUUCUGUUCACCUUCUUUUCGCUUGCCAACUUCUACCUGACGUUCUACUUCGUUGCUGGCUCACUUUCAGACCCGGAACUCGAUCCCUUCGGCCACAACAUUGGAAAAUACAUCUUCUACAUCCUACGUUACACAUGCACCUUGCUCAUCUGCAUGCAAUUCAUCCUGUCUAUGGGUAACCGACCCCAAGGAGCCAAGAAGAUGUUCUUUUGGAGUAUGGUCAUGUACGGUGUCAUCAUGGCGUACACUACCUUCGCCUCCUUCUACAUCGUCAUCGUCCAACUCAAAGAUCCAAAAGCACCAAAGACAAUAGGGGCCAAUGUCUUCACCAACCUUAUUAUCUCUACUGCGACGACGAUUGGUCUCUACUUCCUCAUGUCCUUCAUGUACCUGGAUCCUUGGCACAUGUUCACGUCCAGUGCGCAAUACUUCGCUCUUCUCCCGUCCUACAUCGCCACUCUCCAAGUGUACGCCUUCUGCAAUACACACGACAUCACCUGGGGAACCAAGGGCGACAACGUAGCGAAGACGGAUCUAGGAGACGCAAAGGGAAAGAACAAGGACGUUGUCGAACUCGAAAUGCCAUCAGAGCAAUUGGACAUCGACAGUGGUUAUGACGAAGCCCUGCGCAAUCUUCGUGAUCGCGUCGAAGUACCUGAGCCUCCGAUCUCCGAGUCGCAACAACAGGAAGACUACUACCGUGCCGUCCGAACCUACAUGGUUGUCAUCUGGCUUAUCUCAAACGCUAUCCUCGCCAUGGCUGUCAGUGAAGCAUACUCAGAUCGCAAAGUGACAAACAAUUUCUACUUGACAUUCAUUCUCUGGGCUGUCGCUGGCCUUGCUUUCUUCCGCGCCAUUGGCUCCACGACUUUCCUCAUCAUCAACUCCAUCCAAGCGAUCAUGGAAACAAAGCUCAAAUGGCAAGACAAGAUUGACGACAAGAAGAGCAAUAGAACUGGUCUUGGUGGCGGCAGAAAGUAUGGUAGAAACAAGUGGUGGAAGUUCGGAUUUGGCGGCGGUGUGUCAUCGAGUUGGUUCUCUGGCAGUACAGUAUCCAGAAGUGACGCUAGGGUCGUGUGUUUACAUGCCACUCCCGUUCCCAUGCCGCCGCACACCCAACUCCCCGCCCUUACCAAACUUUCGCGACAGAACAAAAUGGCGCCCCGAAGUAAAGCUGCGAACAUUUCCUUUACCGUCGAAUCCGCUUCGGAAGACGAAAUGACCGUUGACGAGCUCAAUGCGCAUCCUACGCCCGAAUCCAAUAGCGAAAACAAAGCGCCGGCGCGAAGCACGCGCGGAGCUGCACAGACGAAGAAAACGGCCUCCGCGACCAAGGCGACUGCGAAGGGUAGACCAGCGACGCGUCCAACGAGCGCCACUAGUGCGGUAGCCACGAAGAAGAGCGCGGCAGCAGGCGCGAAAAAGGUGUCGGCAAAGGGUGGUCGCAAGGCGCCAGCGGAGCUUGCUGAAGCCGUUCACAGCGAUGUGGACGAGACGGAAGAGCUAGAAGAGCAAGAGGCGGUUGCGCAGCCCAAACCAGCCAAGAGAGGCAGACCAGCAAAGAAGGCGCAGGAGGAGGUCGAGGUCGAAGAGGCGGCACCCGCAAAGAGAGGGCGCAAAGCUGUCGCGAAAGAAGAGCCUGUGAAGAAGGAGACCAAGGCGAAGCUUACGACAAAGUCAAGAGGGACGAAACGCGCAGCUGAGCCCGAGACCGAGCCUGAGCAGAUGACAAUCCCUGAGACACAACAAGAGCCAGACGCAGACCCAAUGGAUGUAUCGGAAUCCGUGGAAAUCGAAGUCGACGAGAUACCCGAAAGCAUGCCGCCACCACACGUGCGACCCUCCGCACGUAGAGCCCAACCCAACAGCAGGGCGCGACGAACAUCAGCUGGAGUGAGACGAACAGGAAGUGUGUCAGACUCUGAGCGGGACCCUGCCAUGCGAAGGAAAGUCGGUGACCUAACAAAGAAACUCGACGCCAUGACAGCCAAGUACGAGACGCUCAAGGAGUCUGCCUCGUCAGGGAAGGAGUCGAACUUUGAACAGCUUAAGAAGCGGACAGACCAGAUCGCAAAAGACCAAGACGCAGUCAUCAAAGCCCUUCAGCAACAAAUAUCUGAUUUCCAAUCACGCACCUCGGACCUCGCAUCGAUAAAGAAAGAGUUGGCAGCAGUUUCCAAGGAGUCAGCGCGUCUCGCUGCCGAGAACAAGAAACUCGCCGACUCGCUCACAUCGGCACAGGGAGAGAGCAAGGCAUUGUCGAGCAAGCUCGCAGCAGCCCGAUCGGCGCAGCCAGAAACCAAGAAUGUGCCCGGAAGCGCGGUGAAAGCUAGGACAACCGGCGUCGUUUUGCCAGGCACUGUUGAAGCAGCCAAGGAAGCGACACUCGCAAAGCAGAAGGUCGAUUUUUACAGCGAUCUUACAGACCUCGUUGUUCUUGGUGUGAAGAGAUCCGAAGACGAGGAAGACGUUUACGAUUGUCUACAAACAGGACGUAACGGCACACUGCAUUUCCACCUCACAGUAGCCUCCAGCGGUACAUCCUACGAAGACGCAGAAUUCAUCUACCAGCCUUUGCUUCACGAACAAAGAGACAAGGAGCUUUUGGAUCUACUGCCUGAUUAUCUCACAGAGGAGAUUUGCUUCCCGAGGGCGCAAGCGCCCAAAUUCUAUAGCAAGGUUGUGGAUAGUAUGAGCAAAAAGAUCAUCCUGGAAGAGGACCAGGACUAG